This is a messenger RNA of Coffea arabica (coffee), 2876 nucleotides long. Lineage: Eukaryota; Viridiplantae; Streptophyta; Magnoliopsida; Gentianales; Rubiaceae. The record is from RefSeq and is a predicted model, not a curated record.
ACGACUUUUUAAAUUUUGCUUCCUUCUUCCCAUGAGACCAUCAACGCCAUCGAAUUGAUCUUUCUCAAACACGAAAGCCAUAUCAGUUUGAAUUCCUCAAGUGACUUCCACUCCAGAAACUAGUCACUGUCUUCAUUCAUAGUCAGCUUUGCUGGCAACCACCAAAUCUGGGACGGCAGUUCCGGCCCGGCGAUAGGAGACAUUGGUACCGGCGGCAGGGGGAGGCAAUACCGCCGUCCAGUUUUCAAUAUCUACAGAAAUGUGAUUAGAUUAGGGGAGAAAUAGGGAGAUUUGAUGGAAGGGAUUUGAAAUGACAUGUAGCUAGAGUGAAUUUGAAAUUCAUCGAUUUCAACACUUGAAAUUUCUCCUGUGGCUUUAAAGAUUUCAAAUUCUCAACCAACAAAUCUCUUCACCUGUUAGGAUAAAUUGUGAGAGAUUUGGAUUUGAAAAUUCAGCAAUGGCAGCAGGUGUUCCAUUACUGAAUCUAAACCCAAUUUGUGACAAAAUCUCAGCCACAAAUUGCUAUCAAAUCCCAUCUUGGGUUUCUCUAAAACCCAGCGUUGACCCACUCCAACAUCAAUAUAGCCCCGCCCAAAUUCAACCAGCUAAUGCAGGAAAGCUCGAAAACAUUCACUUGAUUUGGCUCUCAAAACAGGGUAAGCUCAAUGAAGCCCACCAGUUCCUCAAGGAAAUGGACUCUGCUGGUGUUUCAGUCGCACCCAAAACCUACCAACAUUUGCUUCGAACGUGUGCAAAGUUAAAAUCUUUGCGCGAUGGGAAACUGUUUCAUAACAGGACACAGAGGAAUUUCGAUAAUCCACCUGGGUUUCUUCAGAAUUCUGUUAUCGAAAUGUAUUUCGAGUGCGGGAGCAUUUGGGAUGCUCAGAAAUUGUUUGACGAAUUGCCGGAAAAAAGUCCAGGAAGCUGGGAGACCGUCAUAUCUGCUUAUGCUGGUAAGGGUUGGAUAGGAAAAGCACUAGAAAUGUUUUCGAGAAUGAUGGGCGCAGGAAUCAAUGCUGGACCUUCAAUUUACAUAAGCCUUUUCAGAGCUUUGUCAGAUUUAGAGCUUGGGAAGCAGAUACACUGUCUUGUGGUAAAGUCAGGCUUUGAUGAAAAUGUGUCCAUGAACACUGCUUUCUGCAAUAUGUAUGUAAAAUGUGGGUGUUUAGAGAGUGCCCAAUGGGCUUUUGAUAAGAUGGUUGAAAAGAAUGUGGUGACGUGGACUGGAUUGAUGGUGGGAUUUACUCAGGCUGAGAGGCAACGUGAUGCCCUGAGACUUUUUGAUAUGAUGCUUAGGGACGGCAUUGAGUUGGAUGAGUUUGUGUUCUCAAUCAUUCUUAAGGCGUGUGCUGGAUUGGCGGAUGUUGGUAUGGGGCAGCAAGUCCAUGGAUUGGUUGUGAAACUUGGAUUGGAAAGUGAGGUUUCAGUGGGUACCCCUCUUGUGGAUUUUUAUGUCAAGUGUGCAAAUUUGGGUUGUGCCGUUCAAACAUUCGAGAAGAUAUCUGAACCAAAUGAUGUUACAUGGAGUGCCAUGAUUGCUGGCUAUUCCCAAGGUGGUGAAUUUGGGAAGUGCUUUAGAGUUUUUAGGUCUUUGAGGAGUCAAGCUGGUGCUUUGAACGAAUACAUAUACACUAGCAUCUUCCAGGCAUGCGCUGCUCUUGCAGACUUGAAUCUUGGAACUCAAGCUCAUGGAGAUGCAAUAAAACGAGGUCUGAUUUCCUAUCUUCACGGUGAAAGCACAAUUAUUUCCAUGUAUGCAAAAUGUGGUCAACUGGAUUGUGCAUUUAGGGUAUUUGAUUCAAUCAGUGAUCCCGAUACUGUGGCCUGGACUUCUAUGAUUGCUGCUUGUGCUUAUCAUGCAAUUCUUACAGCGUGUAGCCAUUGUGGAUUGGUUGAAGACGCCAAGCGGUACAUGGAGUCAAUGAGCAGUGAGUAUGGCGUUGACCCGACCAUUGACCAUUAUGAUUGUAUCAUUGAUAUACUUGCUCGAGCAGGGCAACUGAGUGAGGCACUAGCCUUGAUAGAAGCGAUGCCAUUUGAACCUGAUGCUAUGAGUUGGAAAAGUUUAUUGGGUGGAUGCUCAAUCUACCUGAAUUUUGAGCUUGGAAAAGUUGCAGCUGAAAAACUGCUUCAGCUGGACCCCCACGACACUGCUGCAUACAUACUCAUGUUUAAUUUACAUGCUUCGCGUGGGAAAUGGGAUGAAGCUGCAUUUGUAAGACGGAUGAUGGCCGAGAGGGACCUGAAAAAGGAGGUCAGCUGCAGCUGGAUUACAAUCAGGGGCAAAGUGCAUCGUUUUAUUGUGGGUGAUAGGCACCAUCCUCAAACAGAAGAGAUAUACCAAAAGUUACGAGAAUUAAAAUUUUCUUGUGGUAGCUAUGAAGAUUCUGUCUUUACCACUGAAGAAGCUGCAUCCAACAAUUUGGUGGAACGAAAAGAACAGCUUCUUGAUCACAGCGAGAGACUUGCAAUCGCUUUUGGGCUAAUUUCAACUCCAAAUAAUGCUUCUAUUUUGGUGUUCAAAAAUAUCCGUGCUUGCAGAGACUGUCACGAUUUUGCUAAACAUGUAUCAUUAGUUACAGGGCGUGAAAUUAUUGUUAGAGAUGCCAGCAGAUUUCAUCACUUCAGGUGUGGGGAAUGUUCUUGUCGUGAUUAUUGGUGAACUUUAGGACACUGAAGUUUCACCCUUUAGCACCAGCAGGCUUGCACAUAAUUUCCUCCCCUGUAAAUUGUCAGUCCCUGCUUUUAGUCCAGACCCUGCACCCUACCCCACCUCUCUUCCCCACAAUAUACAGAUAUACAAAGUUACACAUCUUCUGGAAUUGUAAAACCGUCAGAUCAUUUGGUUAUUCAAUUUUAGAUUGGUUUAAUUGGAA